Molecule: messenger RNA, 3203 nt
Organism: Argiope bruennichi
Lineage: Eukaryota; Metazoa; Arthropoda; Arachnida; Araneae; Araneidae
Exons: 3
Coding region: 592-1041 (149 amino acids)
Source: RefSeq, a predicted model, not a curated record
AAUUCCCACGAUUUACUAAUAAAACGACAUCGAAGCUUGGAAGAAACAAAACGCGUCAAAAUAUUUGCGUUUAAUACUCUUAUAGGGAAUUUUAGUAUUGUGGAACUAACUAGAAGCAUCUAUUGUUUUUUGCAUAACAUUAUGGGGAAAAUGUCAUCGCCAAUUCGCAGGCCAGUGACCGAUGUUGCCAAAAUUCUCUACCAUGAAAAAGGAGAGAAUUACUUGCCAUCCAAAUUUACAUGCUCACGUCUUCACAGGAUAUGCGUCAGGAGAUCGCACUUAACUGCAACCGUCAUUGGUCACUUGGUGUCACAGCAAAUACGAUAAAUCUGUCGGCUGUUCCAGACUAAUCGCUGUGCCAUUUUUAUUCAGCAAAUGUCCUGGAACAAUGGCUUGCGGGUGCGAUUCCUAUGCUAAAGACGUGAUGCGUUGCCUCGUGCCUUUUUCUGCAAAAUUGUUUCAAAAUUUUCCCGUCAUCGAAGCGAAAUCCAUUGCUUCAACUCUGUGCCAUGUCACAAGUGUCCUGCUCUCCUGGUGUGCUGUUCUCCAAUCGUUGUUCGAACUCGGUAACCCCCAGUGGAUGGACGUGACAUGGAUCGUGUUAGUUUAACCCAUUUAGCAAGCCUUAGUUUAAGGAGAAUUAUGAAGACGUGCUUUGUUUUGGUAAUUUUCUUGGUAUUGUAUGCCAACGCUUGCUGUAAAGAAUCAGAUUAUGAGGGCUACAAGCACGAUGACACCUCUACAAACCUUACGUCCGAGAAUAAUAUCCUGCCGGGCUUCAUGCGUGCCCAGGAAUUCACCAUGGGCACCCUCCUGGGGCUACUGGUGGCCUCGAUAGUAGUGGUCAUCGGAUCCUUCUUGGUCCUUUGGAGGCUUUGCUGCGACGUCGAAAUGAGAGUCACUCGAGAGGCCAUCCAACCUCUUAAGAGCAUCUCGCAAAUGGUGUCCGGCGAGAAGUCUCCAAGGAUCCAGACCAGGUCCGUGUCUGGUCAAUCCUUGCUGGACAAUUCCUCUGCCAGCAGUGGAGUGGAGAUAGCAUGACGGAUAAGUGGACGCUGCCAUGGGUGAAAGUCUCAUUAUGGUUUUUGGAAUGGAAUGAAGCUGAAUUUUAGUUUCGGUAUCGUAUUUGGAAAGAAUGCAUCAAAGUUGGUAAAAACAGGUAGUUAUGGUGUAACAGUUACAUGUGGCUGAAGAUUGAUUGCAAGAAUGGUUAGAAAAGUAUUGUUUUUGCGAUUAACAAGGCAAGUCGGUGUUUUCUAUAGUCAUGUAAUUGUGUUUCGUAAAAAUGCAUUAUUAGAAAGUAUUCCUCUAUUGAUGGAAGUGUAAUUUAUUGUUAGAUAGACAUGGUUGUUAGAGGUUAUGAUUAUGGUUAUUACAAGCAAUAAUCAUAACUUUUUGGGGGAUUUGUUUUUGAAAUCUUUGUAUAUAUUAUGAGUUCAAGAACUAAAACUGCAUUUGUAUCAUACCAAUGAAUAAAGGACAUAGGAUAAUCUCAUUCUAAGUCCAAUUUGUGAUUAAUUUUCUUUCUUAUUAAUACUUUACAAGAUCUACUUGUAUUUUAGACAUAGAGGAUUGCUUCAUUAUACCUUUCUGUCCAGAGAGAUAUAAUAUAAAUUAAGUAAUUAUAUACAGUGUCUAGUUUUUCUUGUAUGCAUUAUAACUCUUUGCAAAAUGUGAUAAUUUCAGUUACUAGGAAUAGUGCCAAUGUUGAUUUAUGUAUAUUAAUAAUAGAAGCUUAAUUAGCUUUAUAUCUUCUUGACAUGGUUUCCUCUUUUGAUUUUGUAUUGUUUGUAAGUUUUCUUUUUUUUUUUUAUAUCCUAUAAGUGAGUGGUCGAUAUUUUGCCUGGAUUUUGAAGCUUCCUGCAUGAAAGACUGUAAAGAAUAUUUGUAACUGUUAUACAUGCGCUAUUCAGUGUAACCAGAACAGAAACAUCCCAAUUUUUCAUCAUCUGAUUCCUUUUCUGUAUUACAAACUUUUGGUUAUUCCCUUUUGUUACUUUGUAUUGCUUAAUCUCGCUUAUGAGUGAUUCACUUUGGGUACUGACGCUUCCUGCAUUAAAGACUAAGAAAUAUUUGUAGCAACAAUAUAUUUAUUGUUAUUUAGUAUAGCCAGAGAGUAGACAACCCACCAAUUUGCUUUCUAACUUAAUUCCAAUAAUUUCUGUAAAUUCAAACUUUUGAAAUUUUGUAAUUCAUGUAAACUUUCUUUUUUUUAUCUGGUGUAUGAGUGGUCAGUUUUCUGCCUGGAUAUUGAAAUAUAAGAAAUUAAAAUCUGUAAAGAACAUUUGAAGUAUCAAUAUAUAGGGUGUUCAUUAAUUAUUGUCGGGGUUUCCGUACCUCAUAACUUUCGAAUAAAAAAUAUUACGCAAAAACCGAUUACGUAUUCGUAAAUUACAACUCAAAGAAUUUUAUUAAUGAUAUUAAAGUGUAAAGCUUGCGCAAUUUGCACUUUGUAGGCAUUCAGCUAAAGGCGAUUAUGUAUUCGUAAAUUCUCUGAACAAAUUUUGACUCGAAUUGAGGAUGAUGAAAAUUACCUUCGGAAAUGGUUCUUCAGUGACGAAUCCACUUUUCAUGUGUCAGAAAAAGUGAAUAAACUUAACUGUAGAAUAUGGGGCUCGGAGAACCCGCACGAUUAUCAAAAGUCAAAAUUUGUUCAGCGAAUUUACGAAUACAUAAUCGCCUUCAGCUGAAUGCCUACAAAGUGCAAAUUGCGCAAGCUUUACACUUUAAUAUCAUUAAUAAAAUUCUUUGAGUUGUAAUUUACGAAUACGUAAUCGGUUUUUGCGUAAUAUUUUUUAUUCGAAAGUUAUGAGGUACGGAAACCCCGACAACAAUUAAUGAACACCCUAACUUUUAAUUAUUCAACCCUGCUAGAAAAUAGAUAGUUCGACUGUUUAUUUUCUGACUUAACUCUGCUAACUAUAUUAUAAUUAAUUUUAAUAACUAUAUGAAGGAAAAAAAAGAAAAAGAUCAUUAUUUAAGAUGUUGUUACAGGUCCAUAAGAUGAAUAAAGAUGUUUCUUUUAUAUUAUAUUCAUAAAAUAUCUUAUAAGAUUAUUUAAAAUAUUAAUUUCUACUUUUGAUAAUCUUGAUUUCAUAGAAAGGACAUGUCAAAUAUGAAUUGGAUCUAUGUCAUUUUUAAGUACACUGUUCUAACGUUAAAAUAUAUAUUUAUGAUUUCCAUUGAUGAAUAUUCAUAUGAUU